AUGAAAGUGCAAAAGAAAAAAAAAAUUGUUACAAUUACUUUGAUGAUAAUAACAAGGAGUAAAUCGAAGGAGUUAGAAAAAUGUCCAUCUAAAGUUCUCAGUGAUACUCUCUGUAUUGAAAAUGUAUCAAAAAAUUAUUUAUGCUUCUCUAAAAUACUUUUAAAAGAUUCAAAUUGUUUCUUAGAUCGUACAAUUUCAAAGAUUCAUAAAAAUCUUAAUGUAACUAAAAAUGUUUCACAGAUGAAUUUCAUUAAUGAUUUGUUUCUCACAAAAGGGAAGUCAUUAGAGAAAAUAAAUUGGAAAGAAUUUCUUAAUGUACCUUAUAAAGAAAUGAUACAAAUUGAUGGCGACAAAUCACUUCCUGCUGAAAUUGUUUCUGAUAAUUUGGAAGCAAUUCGGGCACAAUACCAAAUUAAACUUGAUUCUUUUAAAAAUUAUAUAUUUGAUGGAUACAAUAAAUAUAUAGAAGAAAUUAAGUCAACGUCUGUUAAAAAUGAGAAAAUAUUUGAGGAAAAUGAAAUAGUUAACCAUUUAUCUGAAGAAGUUUUAGAUAGUGGGGAAGAAAUGGAUGAAGAAGAUAUUGGAGAAGAGUUUGAUGAUGAAGAGGAGGAGGAGUGCAAAGAUUUAUUUUCAUUAACAGACAAGGAUGUUGAAAAUCUUGAUGAAGAAUUGGAGGAGCUUGCUGCUGAAAGUGAUGAGGAUGUACCGAAAAAACCAUUAAAACUUUAUAAAAAAAAUAGCAUUGUCGAUGACAAAUUUUUCAAUCUUGACGAAAUGAAUGAUUUUUUGAAUCAGGCAGAAAAUGAAAAAGAUUCUGAAGGGUUUUUUGAAGACCUUGAUGGUGAUGACGAAGGUGCAGAGUAUUGUUAUAAAGAUUUCUUUGAAGAAAAGUCUAAACCUAAAAAAGUUCAUUUCAAAGAAGAUUUUAGUGAAAAUAAUAAAGAUAAGAAAGCAGAGGAAAAUGAAGACAAUAUGGAAACUGAUGCUCCAGUACUUCUAGGCCUCACUGAAGAUGAACCAAAAAGUACUUUUGAAAAAAGGCAAAAUGAUUUAAAAGCAAAAAUCAAAAAACUUGAAGAAGAAAAUCUUGCACCUAAAUCUUGGGAGCUUUCAGGAGAGGUUACUGCUGAUGACCGUGGUAAAGAUUCUAUGCUUGAAACACAUGUAGCUUUUGAAUACGUUUCUAAACAAGCUCCAACAAUAACUCCUGAUCAUACUGAGAUGAUUGAAGCUCUUAUAAUUCAACGUAUAAAGGAUAAACUUUUUGAUGAUCCAGUAAGAAAAGAAAAAAAAGAUGAAACUGUAAAAGUGUUUCGUGAAAAUGCUAUUGAAGAAAUACAACGUAAAUCUUUGGUUGAGGUUUACGAAGAACAGUUUAAAAAAACUCGUGGUGACAAGGAGGAUAAUACCGAGGAGGAUAAGUUAACAUUUGAAUUAGAGAAAGAAAUGAAUGAGAUAUUUUCUAAUUUAGAUGGACUAUAUCACUUUGAUUUUAAACCAACAGAAAUAGUGCCUGAUAUUCAAAUUAUUACAAAUAUGCCUGCAAUGAAAAAAGAGGAAGUUGGACUUUUAGCAAGUUCUGCACCUGAUGAGGCUUUGGUAGCUGCUCCAGAAGAAACUAAAAAAAAGUUAAAAGGAGAACUUAAAAGUAAGGAAGAACGCGAGACAACCGAUAAAUUACGUGAAAGAAGAAAGAAAAAAAAGAAACAAAAGGUGUUGGCUUCAAAAGGCAUUCUAAAAUCAUCUGGCAAAUCAAAAGACAAAGGAAUUAAACGAAAAGGUGACUCUGAUAAUAACAAAGAAGAAAUGAAAAAACUAAAAGGAAGUCAAUUUUUUGAGGCUUUACAACAAACGGCACAAGAUGAAAUUAAAAAGAAGAUUGAAAGAGAUCAAGGAAAGACUAAAAGAUUUAAAGUUCACAAAGAUGGGAAGAUUAAUGUGUCUGCUAAAUUCAAACUUUAA
This is a messenger RNA of Strongyloides ratti, 1962 nucleotides long. RefSeq names its product U3 small nucleolar ribonucleoprotein protein MPP10. Gene Ontology annotation, biological process: rRNA processing. The coding region runs from base 1 to 1962 and encodes 653 amino acids. The transcript has 4 exons. The record is from RefSeq and is a predicted model, not a curated record. NCBI's taxonomy places the organism in Eukaryota, Metazoa, Nematoda, Chromadorea, Rhabditida, Strongyloididae. Gene Ontology annotation, cellular component: Mpp10 complex; sno(s)RNA-containing ribonucleoprotein complex; small-subunit processome.